Molecule: messenger RNA, 2136 nt
Organism: Owenia fusiformis
Lineage: Eukaryota; Metazoa; Annelida; Polychaeta; Sabellida; Oweniidae
Source: the annotation of a GenBank genome assembly
AUGAUGAUGCCAGAUGGAGUGAUGAUUGACGGGUCAUGGGACCUGACAGUCACUGUUACAGACCUUCAAGUCACUGGACAAAUCGAAAAAAUUCUACGAGUCAAGGGCGACCUCCAUGUCGGAGGUGUGAUGUUGAAACUGGUCGAAAGCUUAGAUGUACCAUUGGAUUGGUCCGAUCAUGGACUCUGGUGGCCAGACAAAAACAUGUGGCUGUCCCGUACACGAUCCACAUUAGACCAAUAUGGUGUCCAGGCUGACGCAAACCUGUUCUUCACCCCUAUGCAUAAGAACCUUCACAUACAGUUGCCCGAUCUCCAAGUAAUGGACAUGAGGGUCGAUUUCUCUGUCAAUGUCUUUGGCUCCGUCGUACAAAUAUGUAAAGAAUUAGGUAUUAGAAGACCAGAAGAGCUAUCAUUGAUGCGGAAGCUUGACAAAGAUGACCUUAAGCGGAACAGAGGAGCUACAGUUGCUAGGCGACGAAGGAUGCGAGAUUCAGUUGCAGGGAACAGCAAUGGCAACUUGACACCAAAUACCAGUAUGGAUGGCAAUAUGACAAUAGGAGGAAGUCCAUACAAUAGAACACCCAGAACUCCCGGUACCCCUCAGGGGACACUACUGCGUACCCCAGGGACACCAGGCAGUCCUUAUGGCACACUCAACCCUCACUCCCCGUACCAAUGGAAUGGGGGUGGAACAAUGUCCCCAGGGUCCAUGAACAGUCUCUCAUUUGAAGGAGCAAUGGAUUCCAGUCUAGCAAACAGCCCUAACACACCAACAAAGGAAGCUCUUACCUUACUCUACAGGCCAAAGUCAAACUCUGAAAAAGCCCGAAUCAAUGCAGGCUGGCUAGAUUCUUCAGUAUCUCUUAUGGAACAAGGUGUUAGGGAAAAUGACUUGAUAUUACUGAGGUUUAAAUUCUACAAUUUCUACGAUUUGAAUCCAAAGUAUGACGCUGUUCGUAUCAACCAGAUCUAUGAGCAGGCUAAAUGGGGAUUGAUCUCUGAGGAAAUCGACUGCACAGAGGAAGAAAUGAUGAUGUUUGCUUCACUGCAAUUACAGGUGAAUCUUCAAGUGUCAGAGCCCCAAGAUUUAGUAGAUGGCACUGCUAACCAAUCAGCAGAUGACGAUAUAGAUGCUGCCCUAAUGGACCUCCAGGUGUCACUAGAGGGCUCCACUAUCACAUCACCUGGUGACAUCACAAAUAUACCAGAAUUGCACGAUUACCUCAAACACUUCAAGCCCAAAAAGUUCACAUUAAAGGCCUACAAAAAAUACUGGUUCACAUUCAAAGAUACACAUGUAUCAAUGUACAGAAGCAAGGAAGAUGCCAACCCAAUGACCAGAAUAAAUCUUAAAGGGUGUGAAGUGAGUCCAGAUGUUAAUAUCGCUAGUGCCAAAUAUGGCAUUAAAUUAUUUGUCCCGUCUCCAGAUGGUUUAACUGAAAAUUGGAUUAGGUGUGAAAAUGAGGACCAAUAUGCUAAGUGGAUGGCAGCAUGUAAAUUAGCAUCUAAAGGAAAGACAAUGGCAGACAGUUCCUACGACGCAGAGGUGAAAUCUAUCCUUGCAUUUUUGAGUAUGCAACACCCAUCUCAUGGACCCUCCAUUAAUCCAAACACUGUUGAUAUACAACCUGAAGAUUUCGUGGCUCCUAGGUUCUUAAAGAAGAUCAAAAAUAAAGUUAUAAGCCAACGUAUCUUAGAGGCCCAUGCUAAUGUGCGUGACAUGAAUCUGAUAGAAGCUAAGAUGAACUACAUCAAGGCUUGGCAAGCCCUGCCAGAAUAUGGUGUCACUUAUUUCAUUGUGAAGUUCAGGGGAAGCAAGAAAGAGGAAUUAUUAGGAGUAGCUUCUAACCGCAUAAUGCGUAUGGACCUUAACUCUGGAGAUGCCAAUAAGACAUGGCGCUACAACACAAUGGAAGAAUGGUACGUGAACUGGGAGAUCAAACAAGUUAUGGUGAAAUUCAAGGACCAAAACACGGGACACCAAGAGAACAUUGCAAUGUCAUGUUUAACCGCAGACUGUAAAAUCGUUCAUGAGUUCCUAGGUGGAUAUAUUUUCUUGUCAAUGCGAUCAGGAGAUAAGAAUCAGACUCUGGAUGAAAAGCUGUUCCACAAAUUAACAGGGGGUUGGGAUUAA